AUGCAAAACGUCCCUCACACCCCCUCCGUGGGGUCUCUCAUCCGCGAGUCCAUAACCCGCGCCGCCCCCUACGACACCCGCCCGCCUUCCCCUCCCACAGUCGACAUCCCCGCCACGCGCGCUGUAGGCCGUAACUCCGUCCUCAUCGCCCCUUCCCCGCGCAACCUCGACCCCGCCCUGUUUGAUCUCAACUCAGAUUACGCUUCAAUCAUCACUCACGGCUUGCGUCCACAGGAAGCGCUUGACCAGGCUUCAGACUGGGAGUACACAGCCCGCCGCAGUGCCCAGAAAAUUAUCGACCCUUCGCUUUACUUGGGUCCGUUGAGCGUGGUGAGGGACAGGGAGUUUAUGAAGGGGGAAGGGGUGACGAUGGUGGUGAGGACAGACGGGCAAGGGGUUCCGCCUGUUCCGACGCUGGGACCGGCAGCCAAAAAGGUUACUGAGGAACUUGGGGUUCAAGUGGAAGCGGUGGGGGUUGGUGGGUUGCAAGGGCUUAUCAGGGAGUUUCCGAAGUUGAACGAGAAGAUUGCGAGGCACUUGGUCGCAGUACACAAGAGGAGUCUUGGUGCCCAGCAGGGAAAAGUGCUGGUGUGUUGCGAGACAGGGAAUGAUCGGUCGGCAGCGGUGGUGGUGGCUUACCUGGUUGAGGUUUGGGGCGUGGGCUUGAUUGAGGCGCUUAGGUUCGUGCUGUACAGACGGUUUUGCGUGGCGUGGGAUGACGAUACGAGGAGGUAUCUCAAGAACUAUGAGGAUAUUUUGAUGGCGAAGAGGGCGCGUUGGCAGGAUCAGGAGGCCAAUGACAGGGACGCCGCCGCUGCUGCGGAUGAGAGCAGGAUGAACAAGUUGAAGAGACAAUUGGCGAGUGUCGGCUUCGAUGAUGAUAGUGACGAUGAAGAUGAGGAGAUAUGGGGCAACUACAAGGGCGCCAGCUCGUCGUCUGAAGAGACAAUCCAUCAAGCGCGGGGGAGGAACUUUGCACCCUUUCUGGAUCUGCCUCCCCGUGGGGCGGAACACAGAAACAACGAGGGAGAAAACAGGCCAAGCUAGCCUAUGGCUUUGAGCG
Molecule: messenger RNA, 1063 nt
Organism: Neurospora tetrasperma FGSC 2508
Lineage: Eukaryota; Fungi; Ascomycota; Sordariomycetes; Sordariales; Sordariaceae
Exons: 2
Coding region: 1-1047 (348 amino acids)
Biological process (GO): negative regulation of SCF-dependent proteasomal ubiquitin-dependent catabolic process; regulation of ERK1 and ERK2 cascade; negative regulation of protein binding
Cellular component (GO): nucleoplasm; cytoplasm
Molecular function (GO): F-box domain binding; protein tyrosine/serine/threonine phosphatase activity
Source: RefSeq, a predicted model, not a curated record